AUGCGUGUUCCUACCUCUACGAGCAGCUUCAUUGCUGUUGCUGCCUUGUUUUGCAGCAAUCCAGUAUCUGCGAGUCCUGCUAGAGUCCCAAGAGCUGUCACUGAAUCUGCUCUCGACGCUUGGGUUUCUGUCGAUGCCAGCGGGUCUCCUGUGGCUACCAUUACGCCAGUUCUCACAACGAUUAGUGGCGUAGCUACCACGAUCAGCGCAGCGCCUGCGAGCCUGACAGCUACCACAACCUCGAGUCACAGUGAUGAUAAGCCGACCCCUACACCUGGAGCUCCAGAACCUACCUCGACCGGCGGAGGUGCAUUCCAAGUAUGUCACAACACCGACGGCCCAUUUGCGCCUUUUUGCAAACCAGAUAAUGGCACGAGCGUGUAUGUUGGGGAUACAUACUAUAUAACCUGGGAUACCAACCACAUCACCCAAAAGAACGCCACCGUACUCAUCCAGGUGAACUACGUCAACACGUCGGGCGGCAUACAAGCAUUCCAAUCGCCGGAGACAACAAAUGCAUAUGGAUUUUACGCGUGGACUAUCGACAAAGCUUGGUUGAAAGACCAGUCGUCCAACAAUGUUACUCUUUUCAUGACGAUUCUGAACCCUCAUGCCGACCAACCAGCCACUUUGCCAGGCCCAACCCUAGAAAUUACUAAUAAACCAAAAGAUUAUUAUCGCCAGCCGAAGACUCAAGCACCCAAGGGACAGUCGUUGUACAUCGCCCUGCCCACAGUUUUCGGCUUCAUAGUCCUGUGUGUCUGCGGUGGCUAUAUCAUCAACCGCAAGCGUCGGACGAUCGGCCUCGGUAAUGUCAUGGGUCGUCGUAACGGAUAUGGAGUCGGGAAGUCUCGGUCCCAGAGACUCGGGCUAGGCAAGAAGAACGCGGGGGCAAUUAAGCUGCGCGACCAGGAACUGACCGCAGAUGGCCAGUACCGAGAUAGCCCAGCGGCCAAUGACGAGAGACGUCGGGCCGCUGGGCAUACGAGGGUAGAUUCCGAUGGGUUGGGGAGUCUGGCAGGUACGCCCACGGAGGAGAGAAGGGACUAUUUCAGGGACGAUAUGAGGCGGUAA
Venustampulla echinocandica is the source of this 1074-nucleotide messenger RNA. RefSeq lists its product as uncharacterized. NCBI's taxonomy places the organism in Eukaryota, Fungi, Ascomycota, Leotiomycetes, Helotiales, Pleuroascaceae. Bases 1 to 1074 code for a protein of 357 amino acids. The transcript is spliced from 3 exons. The record is from RefSeq and is a predicted model, not a curated record.